AGGGUGCCCGUGUCUAAUUUUUCAUUUUGUGUUGAACAAUGGAGAGAUUGGCAUGUUCAAUGUAUAAUGGCACAUACAGUAGUUGUUAUGACAUUUGUUGUGUGCGUAACCGCAAUGAGUUCAAUAAAUACGGGAGAACAUUAA
Molecule: messenger RNA, 144 nt
Organism: Diversispora eburnea
Lineage: Eukaryota; Fungi; Glomeromycota; Glomeromycetes; Diversisporales; Diversisporaceae
Source: the annotation of a GenBank genome assembly